This is a messenger RNA of Talaromyces atroroseus, 2454 nucleotides long. RefSeq names its product ATP-dependent RNA helicase dbp7. Bases 1 to 2454 code for a protein of 817 amino acids. The record is from RefSeq and is a predicted model, not a curated record. Lineage: Eukaryota; Fungi; Ascomycota; Eurotiomycetes; Eurotiales; Trichocomaceae. Gene Ontology annotation, molecular function: ATP binding; nucleic acid binding. Gene Ontology annotation, biological process: ribosome biogenesis. Gene Ontology annotation, cellular component: nucleus. The transcript has a single exon.
AUGGCUGACGAUGGCAUGCUCCUCAAUUUCUCCAUAGGGGAUGCAAUCCUCAAACCGGAGACCAAAUUCAAGGGAGGCGCAUGGAAAGACCGGAAACGUGCCCAAGGCAAGCGGACUCCUCGCUCGAGGAAUCAAUCGAAUAUAAGUGGCCCCGGUCAGUCUGACGGAAAUCCGAAUAAUGUGCGCAUCGGUGAACGCAGAGCAGGAGGAGGAGGAGGAGGUGGUGGUGGUAGUGGUGGCCCUCACCCAAAUAAAAGGCCAAGAAUUGACGGUGCAGAUUUUCGUCCAUCAACAUCUGCAAAUGGCCAGCCCCGCGGAGGCACAGGAGAGCGAGGACCGAAACCGAAACAGAUCAUUUCGUCGCUGUUCUCAUUCAAUCCAGCACCCAAGGAGUCGGGAGAGGAUGCCGAGAAACAAGAAAAUGCUACGGACGACGUCGAGGUGAAGCCAUCCAAUGCGCCACUCAUCGAUGGGAUUGAAGACUUCACUGCCCUCGGUUUAGCUCCAACGCUCGCCGCGCAUUUAUUGACGAAGAUGGAAUUGAAGGCUCCUACUGCUAUUCAGAAAGCAUCAAUACCACAGCUGGUGAAAGAGGAUAGUGACGCUUUUAUCCAGGCGCAGACCGGUUCCGGAAAGACGCUGGCAUACCUUUUACCGCUCGUUCAACGUAUUAUCAGUCUGAAAGACAGUGGUAAUGGUUCAAAUAACACCGGGAAGACCAAUAGUGACUCGAUUCAACGCGAUGCUGGUCUGUUUGCUAUUGUGUUAGCGCCGACGCGUGAACUGUGUAAACAGAUUUCCGUUGUUCUGGAGAAUCUAUUGCGGUGCGCUCACUGGAUCGUGGCCGGCACAGUCAUUGGUGGCGAGAAAAAGAAGUCGGAGAAAGCUAGGUUGAGAAAGGGGUUGAAUAUCCUUGUUGCUACGCCCGGACGACUCGCGGACCAUCUCGACAAUACUCAAGUGUUAGAUGUGAGCAAUGUGCGUUGGCUAAUCCUGGAUGAGGGCGAUCGCUUGAUGGACCUAGGAUUCGAAGAGGAGAUUCACGGGAUUGUCAAGAAGUUAGAUGCCAGACAGCGGCCAAGCUCGAUUGUUGGAUUGCCAGCUAAAAGAACUACGGUCCUCUGUUCCGCGACCUUGAAAAUGAAUGUGCAGCGGUUGGGUGAAAUCAGCCUGAAGGAUGCAGUGCAUAUCAAGGCAGACCCGGCCGACGAUGAUGGAAUGGAAGGGAAUGCAGAGGGAGAAGGGAAGGAUGCCUUUACGGUCCCUGCCCAACUUCAACAGUCCUAUAUCGUGGCAGCAGCAAAACUUCGUCUUGUUACACUUACGGCUCUGAUGAAACGCACCUUUGCACGCAAGGGAUCGGUCAUGAAAGCUAUCGUAUUUGUUUCCUGUGCUGACUCUGUGGAAUUUCAUUUUGAAGUAUUUACGCGCAAAGACCUAAAUCCUACCCCAGAUACGCAGCCGGCAGCCGACUCGUCUUCUGACGAAAGCGACACGGAGAAGAAGGCUGAUGCCCAGGAUAAAGAGAAAAACAAAGCCAAAGCAAUUCAAGAACAUGGCACCGUGGGUCAAGCAACUGCGUUCUCAAGCUCUUCCAAUCCGGUUACUAUAUACAAACUCCAUGGUUCACUGCCACAACACGUCCGUACAGCGACGCUCGGCGCCUUCGCCAAAAGCAAAGAACCAGCAGUUCUUAUUUGCACUGAUGUGGCGUCCAGAGGUCUCGAUUUGCCCAAUGUCGAUCUUGUCGUAGAGUACGACCCCGCCUUCAGCUCCGACGAGCAUCUACAUCGGAUCGGUCGUACCGCACGUCUAGGCCGCGAUGGUCGAGCUAUCGUGUUCCUUCUGCCGGGCAGCGAAGAGAAUUACGUAGACAUACUGAAAAAGAGUUACCGCGAUGGAGGCAAAGCACUCACGCGAACGAACGCGAACGAUCUCCUGAAACGCGGGUUUGGCGGCAACACCGAUGCCACGAGCAAAGAUUGGGAGGAGAAGGCUACCGAUUGGCAGCUCGAUGUUGAACGGUGGGCGCUGGAGAAUGCGCAGUCUUUGGAACUGGCUCGUCGUGCAUUCCAAUCUCAUAUACGCGCGUAUGCGACUCACGUCUCCGCGGAAAGGAAUAUGUUCAAUAUCAAGGAGCUUCAUUUGGGACAUCUGGCCAAAGCGUUUGCCCUUCGAGAUCGACCAUCGAAAAUCAACGUUCCAGGGUUGAGGCAGACGAAGGACGAAACUAAGAAGGAAUUCAAAGCGGGCAGACGAGCCUCUGGCAAACCUGCAGCUAGCAAUGGCACUGAGAGCAAGAAGCGGAAGAUAACGGCUUCGGCUGGACGUGAAGACGACGACGACGAUGAUGAUAUCCCACGUGUGGCUGAUCAUGAAGAUGCAGCUCGCAAAAUGCGCGCCAAAAUGCGGGCAUUGACUGGCGGCGGUGCGAGCGAGUUCAACCUGGCGUAA